Molecule: messenger RNA, 530 nt
Organism: Notodromas monacha
Lineage: Eukaryota; Metazoa; Arthropoda; Ostracoda; Podocopida; Cyprididae
Source: the annotation of a GenBank genome assembly
AUCGUGUUUUAAUUUGUUUCUAUAGGCUCACUCAUUUGCAAGACGAACCAUUUGACGCGUGAACUGAUACAGUGGCGGGAGGUUACUUGUGGCUGAAAUAUAUCACGAUGGGUUGUAAUUUCGGAGUCAUUUGCCGUCCCAACGGCUUCCUGAAAAUCGUCGAAAUCGUACUUGGUUUGAUCUGCAUGAUCUUGCUGCGAGCGUACAACAUCGACUGGGGUCAAGGCGAUGCCCUCACUGGCCUGGACAGGCGUCUCAUGGGCAUCACGACGAUCGGUGGUAUGUUGCUCGUCACGAUCCCACUCCUCAUCUCCUACAUGAUCAACGAUACGGGCCUGGAGAAGAGCACGCUUCGUGACGCGGAACGUGAGCGGAGUGUCGAGGCACGUCCGCGUCACGCUUCUCCCGAUCGGAUGAGACCAGAGGAGGCCGAACACCAGGCGUUGUUGGGACGCUGGGCUCCGUUUAACCCGUCCAUUCGGGAUCGACACCUCACCUUGGUAGCCUCGAUCAGCGUGUCGUCGAAUUAG